ACACUAGCUAAGAGACCAAGGAGAGGAGCAAUAAAUGACCAGUUUACCAUAUGGCAUGUCUUGAGCAAAGAGUGCCCUGUGGGUCUUUAUACUGAGAGUGGCCAGACGUUCAAAGCAACAUCCCAGGAAGCUACGAAGUUGAGUCUGGCAUUCUCAAGGCCUCCGUUGCCUUCUUCAGAGGACUGUCAGAAACUGAGUGAAGGAAUCCAGAAUGCUGUCUUAGCAGCUGCCACUGCAUAUUACUGGCUUCCCAAGGACCAAGGUAUUACUCUGCGGAAGAUGGUGCGAGAUGCCACUGCCAGGGUAGUGGAAGGAAUGAUUCAACUUACGGACGUGAUUCUCAGUACUCAGCUGUCGAGUUUGUCUCAGGAGCAGCUAAUAUCCACUGGCAGCGUAUGGGAGGCAUGUGAACAGAUUUCCCACCUGCCUCGAGAUAACCAGGCAGCAGUCUUGUCAGCCAUGACCAUCUAUCUGGGUGUGGUCAGGGAUGCACUGGAAGAGAUGGAGCAGGCUCAGGGGGAAGAUCAGGACCCCUUUGGUGACAUCCUGGAGGAUGAGGAACUGGGCUCUCGGGGCAACAGGGAUACUUAUUGGUCUGAGGCUGACCGGAAGCUACUUGGCCCCUGCAUGGGGCUCAUGAAGGCCUCCAAAGCCUGCCUGAAGAAGCUCUUGGGUGCAGUGAAGGUUCAUGGCAAAGCAGACACCUCGGAACAGGUGGCUCAGCUAGAUGAUCUUGCAGACAUUACCAAUGAGAUCAGCCCCAGCAUUGAUGAGCUGGCGCUGAGCAUGUAUCCGCCCGUGACCCAGCUGGCUGUGCGACUCAACGCUGCCAAACUGGCCUCUGUGCUGAAGAAGGUCCUAGAAAUCACAAAGGCAAGCCACGUGUGCCCCCUAUCGGAGGAAGGCUGGGUUCAGUUUCUCACUGAUGCAGUAGAUCACAACAUGGACAAAAUUAAGGACUUCACACAGAGUGAACUUUAAUGCUUCUGUGCCCCCAUGUGGUGCGGCAGGGUCUCGGUGCGUAUGGUCGUUUCCUGACCACAGGGAAAGUGAUGGUGUUGGCAUUCGAGGGAGGAGCUUUUCCAGCCUGGAAGAACUUUGCCAAUUCCAAGUUUGACUUGCAUGUCGUCUUUGGCAGUUGCAGCACUGUGUUUCCUGGGACAAUGAGAAGUUGCAUCUUGAUAUUGCGAACAUGCCUUGCCACCUCUGGCUUGGCUCUAGGGUGCCUUACUGGGCAGAAAGAGCAAUAAAAUGACACUGGGUUCGUGU
Pelodiscus sinensis (Chinese soft-shelled turtle) is the source of this 1269-nucleotide messenger RNA. NCBI's taxonomy places the organism in Eukaryota, Metazoa, Chordata, Testudines, Trionychidae. The record is from RefSeq and is a predicted model, not a curated record.